AUGGCUUCCUCCCCGUGGCCGCGCACCGCCGGUGCCGCCCCCGUCCCGCCGCCAGAAGAAGCAGCAGCUGCUGCUACCGCCGCCGCCACCCCCGCCCCGACGUCGGAGCAGCACCGGGUUAAGGAGGAAGGAAACGCUGCCGCCGCGGCUGUACCGAAGCAGGAGGAGGAGGAGGCCAAGCCCCACUUGCCUCGGGACGAUGACUCAGAAGCAGUAAUCCAAGAGCAUGAACAGAAGAUCAAUAGAUAUCAAGCAAUCCUUGCAGCCCGUCUGAAGGCCAAGUUUUUCUCUAAAAAGGCUUUUGACAGAGGGAACAUCUUUGAAUCAGAAACCAUUGUUGGAGGUGAAACAAUCUGGUCAAGCAGGUGGCCAUGUACAAGAUCGUUUGCAAACCCAGAAAUUUUUUCCCGCGACAAGAACAGCCAUGAGAAGGGAAAUUCUCCAUCUUCAGCAGCAGAUUCCUCUGCCAAGAACAACUCUCCACCCUUGGCUGGUGAAGCCUCACCAAAAAAUAAUGCUAGUGCUUUGGUCACAGAAAACAAUCUAACACCUGGAAAGAGACAGCAAUCCAAGAAGAAUUGA
This is a messenger RNA of Miscanthus lutarioriparius, 582 nucleotides long. NCBI's taxonomy places the organism in Eukaryota, Viridiplantae, Streptophyta, Magnoliopsida, Poales, Poaceae. The record is from the annotation of a GenBank genome assembly.